AUGCAGGUUGCUAAUGACCUGUGCUUUCCACAUCUCUUUAACAGCUCCUGCAGAAAACCUACAUCUUCUUGGAAUGAAACUGUUCUCCUUCACACCAUAUUGUCCAUCAUCUCUCUGCUCACUGUGGCUCUCAACCUGCUCGUCAUUAUCUCCGUCUCCCACUUCAGGAAGCUCCACACACCCACUAACAUCCUCCUUCUCUCUCUGGCUGUGUCAGAUUUUCUCGUGGGGCUCCUUUUGAUGCCGGGUGAAAUUAUUCGAAACACAGCCUGUUGGUUUUUUGGCGACCUCCUGUGUUCCUUGUAUAAUUAUGUAUCAUACAUCAUCACCUCUGCCUCAGUUGGUGACAUGGUGCUCAUAUCAGUGGACCGCUAUGUGGCUAUCUGUGACCCUCUCCAUUAUGCCACUUUAGUCACAGAGAGAAGAGUUAAAGCCUGUGUCUGUCUUUGCUGGCUUGGCUCUGUUCUGUACAGCAGUGUUGUUGUGAAGGCUGACUUAACUCAGCCGGGACAACAACAUUCUUGCUAUGGAGAGUGUGUGAUUGUAGUUGACUACAUUUUGGGAACAUUUGACCUUCUUAUUACAUUUAUUGCUCCAGUUACUAUCAUCAUAGUCCUGUACAUGAGAGUGUUUGUGGUAGCUGUGUCUCAGGCUCGUGCCAUGCGCUCUCACAUUACAGCUGUCGCACUACAGCUUUCUGUGGCUUUCACGAGGAAAUCCGAAUUAAAAGCAGCGCGAACCCUUGGGGUUCUAAUGGUUGUGUUCCUCAUAUGUUUCUGUCCAUAUUACUGUGUCAGUCUGGUAGGUGAUAACUUGCUCACCGACUCGUAUGCAUCGUAUGUCAUAUUUCUGUUUUAUUUUAACUCUAGUCUUAACCCAGUGAUAUAUGCGUUGUUUUAUCCCUGGUUUAGGAAAGCUGUCAAACUUAUCGUCACUUUUCAGAUACUGCAGCCUGGCUCACGUGAAGCAAACAUAGAGUAAAAUAUGAACACCCUGAAAUACAAAAAUGCAUUCAUAAGUAACACAAAGGAACAAUUUCAAAUUGCAUUUCCUUUGGAAUUUUGUAAAUCCAUAGGAAGCAGUCAGUAACUUGUUAUAUUUAUGUUGCACAAUGACUGUUUUUUGAAUUUUUUGUAAUUAUCAUGGUCCAUUCAGAUUAAAAAUAAUAAAAAUAAAUUAUGCUAGUU
Molecule: messenger RNA, 1187 nt
Organism: Fundulus heteroclitus (mummichog)
Lineage: Eukaryota; Metazoa; Chordata; Actinopteri; Cyprinodontiformes; Fundulidae
Product: trace amine-associated receptor 13c-like
Exons: 2
Coding region: 1-981 (326 amino acids)
Biological process (GO): G protein-coupled receptor signaling pathway
Cellular component (GO): membrane
Molecular function (GO): trace-amine receptor activity
Source: RefSeq, a predicted model, not a curated record